This is a messenger RNA of Ostrea edulis (European flat oyster), 2881 nucleotides long. Its product is annotated as cyclic nucleotide-gated olfactory channel-like. Bases 488 to 2443 code for a protein of 651 amino acids. Gene Ontology annotation, cellular component: plasma membrane; intracellular cyclic nucleotide activated cation channel complex. Lineage: Eukaryota; Metazoa; Mollusca; Bivalvia; Ostreida; Ostreidae. Gene Ontology annotation, biological process: monoatomic cation transmembrane transport; potassium ion transport. Gene Ontology annotation, molecular function: intracellularly cGMP-activated cation channel activity; protein-containing complex binding; cGMP binding. The record is from RefSeq and is a predicted model, not a curated record. The transcript has 5 exons.
AUGUUUUUGGAAUCUGCAACAAAGACAUUUCGCUGAAAGCCUCGACAUCCAGGAAUUAUUAAAUAUUUGUUUAAUCCUGUUGUUUAUUGUCUCCUAUUGCAAAUUCUUCAAAGACGCUUUAUAGGCAGCUAAUGGAAUAGGAGAUAGUACGUUGUCAUGGUUAUAGGAAAAUCAACAGACAUCGGAUUGGGACCCGGUACUAAUGCAGGGAUGUGGUGCGUUCGAUAGCUCAAAAAAGGUAGUCGCCGUAUAGCCGUUGGAAUCCAUGUGCCGUGUUGGUCAGUUUCCUCAAUUUCCACGAAGGAUAUGUAACAUUUAUCUUUCAGGUGAAUUCGUUAAACAUUCCUACAAAGUGAAAGUUUCAGAAUGAGAAUGGCUUUCAUAUAAUAGCUGGUGCUUUAAAACAAAAAAAGGGAUAUUUCUUCCGUUAUUUAGUUGUGUACACAAUGACUGAAGAAAAUUAUAUUGAGAUGGUGGACAGGCGGUCAUGACAAGUACAAACGUGUCACAGGAGAAACUGACGAGUGCCAAAGGUGAAGAGGACGACUUAGAAGUAAUAGAAAAUGGGGGACUCAGUCCUCACCCCUCCCUCAGGACGGACGACGACGCAUGUUCGGAAAUCAUCCGCAUUGAACAGGACGCUUCCCGGGGAAGGGAUGCUGAACAAAACACGACGCUGGAAAGAAUCGUCCGAACCUUACAGGUGAUAAAACAAUGGGCCUCCGGACGAUGGCGCUCUCGCACUCUUCCCGCUCGACCAGACUCUUUCCUAGAGCGGGUUGCUAUGGGAGGGACAGAUGUGAAAAUUGCUCAAACAGACAGAAAAGUCAGAAAACCGUCCGAUAUCAGGUACUGGAAGACAUUUGUGGUAGACCCCUCACAGAGCUAUUAUUACCGCUGGUUGUUUGUCAUCUCCUUGGCCGUCAUGUAUAACAUCGUCAUUGUCAUCGCUCGAUCUGUGUUUUCUGAACUACAAACAGAGUAUUUAGUUCUCUGGAUGGUUCUAGAUUACAUCAGCGAUUUCCUGUACAUAAUGGAUAUGGUUAUAUCCAUGCGAACAGGUUACUUAGAGGAAGGUCUUCUAGUUCGGGACGCCAAAAAGCUCCGCAAAAACUACAUGUCGGCCUCUAUGUUUAUAGCCGAUGUGAUAAGUAUACUCCCUACCGACAUUUUCUACCUUGUUACUGGUAUCAACUACCCCGAAUUCAGGUUUAAUCGAAUUGUGAGAUUUAACAGACUGUUCGAGUUUUUCAAUCGAACAGCUACGAGGACUAGUUUUACGAACAUGGUCCGUAUAUUUAACCUCAUUUUGUACAUACUCAUCAUCAUCCAUUGGAACGCGUGUAUAUACUUCGCUAUCAGUAAUGCAAUAGGAUUCGGCAGUGAUAAAUGGGUCUAUCCUAACGUGACAAUCCCAAAAUACAAACCUCUUACUCGAAAAUACAUUUACAGUUUCUAUUGGUCAACUUUGACCUUGACUACCAUUGGUGAAACUCCUUUGCCGGACAGGGACGAGGAAUACUUGUUUGUGGUGGUGGAUUUUCUUAUUGGUGUGCUUAUUUUUGCCACCAUCGUGGGAAACGUGGGAAGCAUGAUAACAAACAUGAAUGCCACGCGCGCGGAAUUUCAACAGAAAAUGGACGGUGUAAAGCAAUACAUGGAAUUCAGGAAAGUUUCCAAAGAGUUAGAGCAAAGAGUGAUCAAGUGGUUUGAUUAUUUGUGGACAAAUAAGCAAUCUCUCAACGAGGAGGAAGUUCUUGGAACACUUCCGGACAAAUUAAAGGCAGAAAUAGCAAUACACGUGCAUCUAGACACGCUGAAGCGCGUUGCUCUCUUUCAGGAUUGCGAACCAGGCAUGUUGGUGGACCUUGUGUUAAAACUAAAACUUCAGGUGUUCAGUCCAGGGGAUUAUAUAUGUAGAAAGGGUGAUAUAGGAAAGGAAAUGUAUAUCGUGAAAAGAGGGCAGUUAGGGGUGGUGUCGGACGAUGGAAAACAAAUAUUCGCAACGUUACGAGAAGGUAGUGUGUUCGGUGAAAUAAGCAUAUUGAACAUAGCAGGAAAUAAAAAUGGCAAUCGGCGAACAGCUAACAUUAGGAGUAUAGGUUACAGUGACCUGUUUUGUUUGUCAAAGGAUGACUUAUGGGAAGUAUUGACGCAAUAUCCGGAUGCAAAGAAAAUACUCAUGGACCGUGGUAAACUCAUUUUGCGGAAAGACAACUUGUUGGACGAAGAUUUGAUGAAAAAGUUGGAGGCUCAACAAGAAACGACAGAACAAAAACUGGAGAGGAUAGAUGCGAAUCUGGACACGUUACAAACGAGGUUCGCUAGGCUCUUAGGAGAUUAUAAUUCCACACAACAAAAACUGAAGCAACGAAUCACGAAAUUAGAGAAACUCUUACCACAAGAGCAUGACGACGUAUCAAACAUGUCGGCUCUUGAGUGAGGCGAACAUAUAGUGAUUUUCUUGUGUCUCCUGUUCCAAGAUAAAAUUUGGGUUCGCCAAGAUGUCGUUGUUAAACCACACGAGAAUUAUUGUGAUUUCCAGAGUAAAGGUUACUUGUUUGAACCCCCCCCCCUACCUUAUCCAAGCAAUAUAACCGAGUGACAUCAUGACAAUACCCUUAUUGUUGUGAAUCUGCACUACAGAAACAGUUACUAAUGGACCAAAUAGAAUUCACAAUAAAAGAUGUUAGUUUCCAGAAAAAUACACCAAUUAUUGUUAAGUGCUCAGAAUAAGUGAAAUACAUUGAGUACCCUAAACGAUUGGGGGAAUCGGGGCUGAAUGUUGAUUAACAGAAGGCGCUGGUUCGCUGCUCUUGUAAAUAUAUAUAGAAUUGUGAUAACUCCAGUUCAACCAAUGAAUAAAGUUCACUUUCCUAAA